UGGGGGUUUGAGGACAGCCACAUAAUCCUAUGUCAAUAAUUUAUUAUUCCAUCGGUCAAGAUAGAUCACGGAUCACAAUAACCAAACAGGACACGCCGUUUAGAAUGUUUUUCAACGGGAUUACUUUUGUCUUUCUUAUUACGGGUAAGUUGAAAGCCUAUACUAGUAACAUGUUUAUAUUUUGCGUCGGACAAAGACCUUUGAAUUGUAGGCAAUUAUAAAGGGGCUAUAUUUAUGCUGUAUAAUAUCAUUCAGUCAUAUUCUAUUUGCCAAUGUAGGCAUACGGCUUAAACAGUAUUGAAACAUUUCGUUGAAGGCAAUUAAUCUCGGAAAAAUGUAAGAUCACAGUCAGUAGCGCACAGUAUCGCUCGAACGUCGAAGCUAGUAUAGUUUCUGUCGGCUAUCAUUCAACAACCAUCGGCUUCAAUAUCAGAGCUGAGAGCAGUAGAGAAUACUCUAUCACCAUUCUUUAUUCGUUUGAACACACAAAGAAAUCAUUUCAAAACAGUUUAAUGAUAAAAAUUCAAGAAUAGGUCAUAUUUUGACAAUUGGUUUUAAAGAACAAUGCAGUAAUAAAAACUAUAUAUAGUAUUAAUAGAAAUAUAGUGCAUUUACCCAGGCAUAUGUGAUAUUGCAAGCGGAAACAGUCAUACUAUACAACUAUAUUCUUGCAAUGUAAAAUAUCCGAGUCAGUUCGUAUUGCUCCUCCGUGUCGCUUUUAGAUAAAACUCCGUGGAGUUAUUAAGAUGAAGGGAUUCCAUUAAUAUACUGUUGUUUUGAUAAUUUUUGAAGUUGAUUCCGGUUGCAAAUUUAAUUCCGUCUGUUGAAAGUUUCAAUGAUAUUAAUUAUUAAAGACGCGAAAAAUGUUAACAAACGUUGAAUAAUUAUAUUAUAGGUAGUUAUUUAAAGUUAUUUAACAGUUUCAAAUUUGGAUCGAGUUGUUUCGGAGUUUGCCGGUUGAAUGUAAAAAUUUUUGCACAGAAAGGAAAAUGCUUACCGAAAUGCCUACAUUUUGGAUUUUUGAUAUUUUCAACACCUAAUCGUCAAUCACUAGCGCAAUAUUAAACUUUUUUUAACAAGUCUAAGCCAAUUAUGGCGUUCAGGAAGUUCGCUGAAUAAGAGGUUAAAUUCUCGAAUUUCCAUAUUUCCGUUAAUCUACCGUUGUCGAAACUGUUGUCAAGUAAACGAAACAUCGCUUCAUGUUUCUGACAUGUGUUUCGAUCGGUAUAUAAUAUCAGUUUCUGAUUGCUGACGAACUUGAAAAAAAAUAUUUCGUUUUGCGAUUUUUUUCUAGCGCCGGCAACGCGACCGGUCAAAUUUCAUUGUGCUGAUGGCAUGCAACACAAUUGUAACAUGAUACCAUUGGCAAUCGUUGAACGGAUUAAUUCAUUAAUUGAAGUAUGCGACUCCCCAUAAGUUACUUCUCCGAAGAAAAGAACUACCUUAUUUUUGCUCAUGAAUGAUCUAGUUCAUGAAUUAAAAGUGUUAAAAGUGUCUUUAGUAAAUAAAAUAGGGUUUAUCAAAGAACGAGGCAGUUCUUUAGAGAACUAAUUUAUGGGGGUCGUAUACUUCAAUACUAUAUACUUCAAUACUUUACUAGUCCACGUGGACUAGAAAAAUAUAUCUCCAAAUGGCUGUGCCAUGGGGCUCAAAUCGAAAAAUGCCUAACUUGGAAAGGGCUUUAAAUCCAAAACGGCUUAAUUCGAAAGCUACCGACCUCACGCAAGACGAGUUUCAGUACAAAUAUGGGAAUUUCCUCUGUGAGAAAAAUGUUCAAAUAUUGGUCGCUCCCGACAAAAGCCACAUGGCUUCGCCUGUAUUUUCGUCACCAACACAUAUAAAGCACUCGUAGGCGUGAGAUGUAAGCUAUAUCGUAUAAUGCUACCCGUACAAAUGUUAAAUUCAACAAUGGUUGACCAGUCACGAAACCCUAUGGCUAUGCAAAUAAGUCGAAAAUCCCUUUUAAAACCAAGUGCAAUAUAACGUUAUAUAAUAUGGCCAUAAACAGGUAUAAAAAUCAUUGUUUCAGCGCUAACUCGUGGAAGUUUUAAGUUCAUAAAAGUGGCUAGCGCUGGCUUGCCUUUGACUUUGGUGAAAAUUUUGUUAUUUCGCCGUAAAGUUUACCAGUCGACAUUCAGCUGUUUUACAUGAAUCAAUUCUAUCACAUUGACAUUGUCGUUUGUAUCUGGUUAGGUUUGGCCAUUUUAAUUCAAGCUACUGAAAUACGUAUACCUGUUCGUAUAUUACGUGAACCGAGCAGAACGGACGUAUUCAAGGGAGAUUGGAUCAAGCUGAGAUGUGAAAUCGACACAAGCACGGUCAACGUGUCAUGGCAUUAUAAGAAUUUCGACGCACUCCCACCUAUUACGAACUCUUCGAAUGGUACAAGUAUUAUCACGUGGAGUGAAGGUAAUGUUGUGUAUGAUAUUAUAAUUAUUGACGAUCAAGUUAUAAUCUGAUUUGAUGGUAUCUUUUGGACCGGUUUGUGCCGUUCACUUUUUCGACCAAGCUGGUCGAAAAAGGUACUUGAGCGCAGACUAGGAAUUUUACAGAAGACCGACGUCUUGGAUUUUGCGUAUGAUUUGACGUAACCGUUCAGAAUGAGGCCGGGGGGGGAGCAUUGAAAUUAACAUAACUGGAAUGCUACCUCCAACCGGAAAUUUGAAGCCAAACUAGAAGGCCAGUCCCAGUCUUUUCACGCAUGCGAAGAGCGCUCAAUCAGUCAAUCAUGAUAUAAACACGCGGGUUUUGACCACCAGACACGCGUGUCUGCAUGGGGGGGGGAUGUUAAGAUUUGGCUGCAAGAAAAAGAUAGGCAGUUUAUCUGGGCAUCAACUAUUUCGCUGACCUCAGAAUGACAUUUCGUCAAGACGUUUUUCUUCAAGAUUGCUUUAGAAACAAAUUUGACAUAGGGUUAGGUUAGGGUUAGGGUUGGUGUUUGGAGUAGGGUUAGUGUUAGUAAAACCGUUGCUUUGUUACGUUUUGUCACUUUGAGGCCAGCGAAAUAAUCUCUUCCGUUUAUCUGAAGGUAGCGUUCCAGUAAUUAUAUUCAUUUCAAUGGCGCGGGGUGAAUGCCUGUCAUAACCGCACUGGCUAGGACCAUGGCGACAUUGCGAAUCAUGGCGUCGAAGGCCAUUUUUUGAAGUGUAAAAUUCUUGCCACGUCCCUGUAUCUAAAUUAAGCCUUGUUUAAGUUUGCUAAAGUCUUCGCUAUAAAAACUCGUCAUUUUUUUGUAUUAUGUAGACAACAAGACAAUAAGUGUGUUUACUCUCAAUGUGGCUGAGCGAAAGAAUGGAGUAUUCUUAAUAUACUGUAGGGCAAAAAAUGAAGUGAACAAUGAGGGCUAUGCUUACGAGCCGUUCGAAUUUCAGCCAGGUAUGCAUAUAGGGCAUAUGCUUCUAAAACACGAGAGGUGUCCGUAUUAGAGAGAUGUAUGCAUUAGAUAGAUGUCUGCAUUAGAGAGAUGUCUGCAUUAGAGAGAUGUCUGCAUUAGAGAGAUGUCUGUAUUAGAGAGAUGUCUGCAUUAGAGAGAUGUCUGCAUUAGAGAGGUGUCUGCAUUAGAGAGAUGUCUGCAUUAGAGAGAUGUCUGCAUUAGAGAGGUGUCUGUAUUAGAGAGAUGUCUGCAUUAGAGAGGUGUCUGUAUUAGAGAGGUGUUUGUAUUGGAGAGGUGUUUGUAGUAGAGAGGUGUCUGUAUUUGAGAGGUGUGCGUAUUAGAGAGGUGUCUGUAUUAGAGAGGUGUCUGUAUUAGAGAAGUGCCUGUAUUAGAGGGGUGUCUGUAUUAGACAGGUGUCUGUAUCGGAGAGAUGUCUGUAUUAGAUUAGUGUCUGUAAUAGAGAGAUGUCUGUGUUAGAGAGGUGUCUGUAUCAGAGAGAUGUCUGUAUUAGAGAAGUGUCUGUAUUAGAGAGAUGUCUGUAUUAGAGAGGUGUCUGUAUUAGAGAGGUAUCCAAUUAGAGAGGGUAAGUAUUAGAGAAUCGAAGGGCCACAAUUGGACAUGUUUUGUUAAAACCUUCAAUUUAUUAACUACUUUUUAUUUCUUGCAUUCUAUAGACUCAAAAAUUCCGAAAAUAUCUGUCACUGUUCCGCAGACACAAACGGUUAUGGAAGGGACUCAUCGCCAUACUUUACGAUGCGAAGUCUCUAGUAAUGUCAAAAUAGACAAACUUUAUAUAAUAUGGCUGUUUGGUAACCAAAUGAUAGCAGAGAAAUUGGUGACACAAGCAGAUAAAGGGAAGCAUGAAUAUUUAUUACAAUGUAUAACGGGGAAAGAUUUGGGAAACUAUACUUGCGUCGCUAAUACAACCAUGUAUGGGAAAGUAUGGCAACACUCAGGGGUGAUGCUGCUGACUGGAAAAUUUACAGGUAAGUUUUGUACUGUUAGUAUGUUGGUAUAGGCAUGUUAGGACUUUAGUAGGUUUGUAGGUAGGUUAGGUAGGUAGGUAGGUAUGAAGAUAAGUAGGUGGGUAUGAAGAUAGGUAGGUAUGAAGAUAGGUAGGUAGGUAGGUAUGAAGAUAGGUAGGUAUGAAGAUAGGUAGGUAGGUAGGUAGGUAAGUAGGUAGGUAGGUAUGAAGAUAGGUAGGUAGGUAGGUAGGUAUGAAGAUAAGUUGGUAGAUAUGAAGAUAGGUAGGUAUGAAGAUAAGUAGGUAGGUAUGAAGAUAGGUAGAUAUGAAGAUAGGUAGGUAUGAAGACAGGUAGGUAGGUAGGUAUAAAGACAGGUAGGUAGGUAGGUAUAAAGACAGGUAGGUAAGUAGGUAGGUAUGAAGAUAGGUAGGUAUGAAGAUAGGUAGGUAUAAAGAUAGGUAGGUAGGUAUGAAGAUAGGUACGUAUGAAGAUAGGUAGGUAUGAAGAUAGGUAGGUAGGUAGGUAUGAAAAUAAGUAGGUAUGAAGAUAGGUACGUAUGAAGAUAAGUAGAUAGGUAUGAAGAUAGGUAGGUAUGAAGAUAGGUACGUAUGAAAAUAGGUACGUAUGAAGAUAGGUAGGUAGGUAGGUAGGUAUGAAGAUAGGUAGGUAUGAAGAUAGGUAGGUAUGAAGAUAGGUAGGUAUGAAGAUAGGUACGUAUGAAGGAUAGGUAAGUAUGAAGAUAAGUAGAUAGGUAUGAGGAUAGGUACGUAUGAAGGAUAGGUACGUAUGAAGAUAGGUACGUAUGAAGAUAGGUAGGUAGGUAGGUAUGAAGAUAGGUAGGUAUGAAGAUAGGUAGGUAUGAAGAUAGGUAGGUAGGUAGGUAUGAAGAUAGGUAGGUAUGAAGAUAGGUACGUAUGAAGGAUAGGUAAGUAUGAAGAUAGGUACGUAUGAAGAUAGGUAGGUAGGUAGGUAUGAAGAUAGGUAGGUAUGAGGAUAGGUACGUAUGAAGGAUAGGUACGUAUGAAGAUAGGUACGUAUGAAGAUAGGUAGGUAGGUAGGUAUGAAGAUAGGUAGGUAUGAAGAUAGGUAGGUAUGAAGAUAGGUAGGUAGGUAGGUAUGAAGAUAGGUAGGUAUGAAGAUAGGUACGUAUGAAGGAUAGGUAAGUAUGAAGAUAGGUACGUAUGAAGAUAGGUAGGUAGGUAGGUAUGAAGAUAGGUAGGUAUGAGGAUAGGUACGUAUGAAGGAUAGGUACGUAUGAAGAUAGGUACGUAUGAAGAUAGGUAGGUAGGUAGGUAUGAAGAUAGGUAGGUAUGAAGAUAGGUAGGUAUGAAGAUAGGUAGGUAGGUAGGUAUGAAGAUAGGUAGGUAUGAAGAUAGGUACGUAUGAAGGAUAGGUAAGUAUGAAGAUAGGUACGUAUGAAGAUAGGUAGGUAGGUAGGUAUGAAGAUAGGUAGGUAUGAGGAUAGGUACGUAUGAAGGAUAGGUACGUAUGAAGAUAGGUACGUAUGAAGAUAGGUAGGUAGGUAGGUAUGAAGAUAGGUAGGUAUGAAGAUAGGUAGGUAUGAAGAUAGGUAGGUAGGUAGGUAUGAAGAUAGGUAGGUAUGAAGGUAGGUAGGUAUGAAGAUAGGUAGGUAGGUAGGUAUGAAGAUAGGUAGGUAUGAAGAUAGGUAGGUAUGAAGAUAGGUAGGUAUAAAGAUAGGUAGGUAGGUAGGUAUGAAGAUAGGUAGGUAUGAAGAUAGGUAAGUAGGUAGGUAUGAAGAUAGGUAGGUAGGUAUGAAGAUAAGUAGGUAUGAAGGUAGGUAGGUAUGAAGGUAGGUAGUUAGGUAUGAAGAUAAGUAGGUAGGUAGUUAUGUGGGUGGGUGGGUAGAAAAGGUAAGUAUGAAUUGAAGAUAAGUAGGUAGGUAUGAAGAUAGCUAUGUAAAAACUGGAUGAAAUAAAAUUAUACAUUUUUGCAGAAAACAGUGGGAUGAAGAAUAACAGUGGGAUGAAGAAUAACAGUGGGAUGAAGAAUCACAGUGGGAUGAAGAAUCUACUUUCGCUGAAUCUGUACUACAUCAUAUUUCUAUUGAUGAUAUGGAAAACUAUGUGAAAUAUUGAUGUUGAUAAUAGAGGAAUCAAAAAUCAUUGACGUGUCGGUGAUUGUGAUCCGCGCUCCGCAGGCGUUGAGUUAUAGAAGAUUAAUCAAAUGUAAUGAUGGAGAAACAAUUUCUAUUCUCUAGCAUGGAUAGAUCUAUUUAUACUAGACUUAUGAGUAUCCAGAAACGAAUGAAAGUAAUGAUUUUGUAAAGUUGAGUUAUAUAAUAUUAUGUAGAGAAGACAAUCUUCGUUUGCAUUUGUUUUGGCAUAACCGAACAUUGAAAAAAGACCGAAUUCAGUUACUAGAUUUGAAAAUAUUUUGUGUGCUUAUAAAAAUUAUGAAGUGUCAAGCUUUGUUGUUAUGUUAACGUUUUAAAAGAUACGAACGAAACUGGUUGUGCCAAUCUAUUUUGGGCGAUAUAAUCCUAAAUCUUCAGCCAUUUACAAGCGGAAGUGAAUUACAAAUCUUGAAAUGUUAUGAUCAAGUGGAGUUAUAAUAUAUAGGUUAUAAUGUAGAUAUUUUUGUAUGUAUAUUUCAUGGGUAUAAAUUAUAUAAUUGUACGAUAAUUUAUGUUUAUUUUGAUCUUGGAGUGUAUAAUUUUGCGUGUCUGAUAAAAAAUCCGCCAUAUUGUUUUUCACCGUCGCACCCUUUAUAUAACCUUUGAUUUUCUCAUUUUUGCCUGUGCCCACAAACACAGUCACCAGCGAUUCAGCGUGUAAAAACAUGUAAAAUUCAUGCAAACCUCUGAACCACUUGAAACAUUUGAGCUCAUUUUGCAUAGCCCCAAUUACGUUGAGCACAUGAAAGCUGAGUUGGAGUAAAAGCCUCAAGUGACCAAAUACUUUAAUAUUUAAAAAAGGCUGCAUAACUAUAUGUAUGUAUUUUGUAAACUAAAAUAUUGUAAAAAUUAUAUUCUUGUUGCAGUAUAGUACAGUAUACAUUCACUGUCACUCGUGCAUGCUGGCUUUUACACCUACAAUCAACACGUACGAUUAAGAAACUCUUUGAAUCGUUGAAAAUAUUUUACACCAGUAAACGCGAAGAGUAUGAUGAGCACAUAUUGCAUACAGAGUUACAGUUACACUGUAAAAGUCAACAUUCCAAACUUCGGCGAAUCCAAAAAUUAACUAGGAAAAACUUCAAAAAAUUGUAUAAAAUAUUCCUACUGAAGAUCUUUGAAAUCGCUUCAAAAAUCCCACGGAACUUUGAAAAUUCCAAAAUGUCCACACUUUUUCAUGAUAUGUCUUGACAUGAUCUUCGAAAAAAUUCAGCAGUUUUGUGUAUCAGCUUAUCACAGGUUCAAAACGGCGAUAAAACAAACCAAAAUUGAUGUAAGGAAUGACGUUUGGGUCGUUGUGUAAGACCACCCCGCCGCAGCUGAAAAAUAAAUAAAAUAGUGUGUAUAUUGUCU
Molecule: messenger RNA, 7825 nt
Organism: Paramuricea clavata
Lineage: Eukaryota; Metazoa; Cnidaria; Anthozoa; Malacalcyonacea; Plexauridae
Source: the annotation of a GenBank genome assembly